This is a messenger RNA of Xyrauchen texanus (razorback sucker), 1636 nucleotides long. RefSeq names its product nucleolar protein 7-like. Bases 71 to 661 code for a protein of 196 amino acids. Lineage: Eukaryota; Metazoa; Chordata; Actinopteri; Cypriniformes; Catostomidae. Gene Ontology annotation, molecular function: RNA binding. Gene Ontology annotation, cellular component: nucleus. The record is from RefSeq and is a predicted model, not a curated record. The transcript has 8 exons.
UUUUAAUAUGGUGGUACUCGUCCAACGUGGGUGCUGAAAUAAUUUUUUAAUGCUUUAAAACAGUGCUAAAAUGUCUAAACUGACCCAGACUCAGUAUGAGUCCAGUGACGAUGAGCUCCCCGAGGAGGUCGCUUUUGAUGAGUCCAAAACUGCUGCGUUGAAGAGUGUAAAAGACGCGCUAGAGUCAGCAAGAAGAGAAAAGAACAUAUUGAAGGAGAAGAGAAGGAAAAGACAGCUACUUUUUCAAGAGCAAAAGAAGAGAAAGUGUCUUCCUGAAGACCUUUUGGAGGAAUUCGAUGCCUUGCCUCAAAAACAGCCCAUGACAAAGGACAACAACAACAAAGAUGAGGAGGCGACAGAGGAGGCUAAAAAGAUGGUCCCCAAAAGUUUGCAGGACAGCUACAGUGUAGUGAGGCUGAAGGAUGAGUCAGCUGCCAAAACAAUGCAACAAAGCGCCAUGGAUUUCAUUAAUUCCCGGCUUUACGGACCAGGAACCAAAAGAACCACCAAUGCAGAACAUCUGUCUCUCCAAAAGAAGAGGGGUCUCAAUCAAGGUGCAGCUGUAGAGUUUGUGAAUAAAAAAUGGGGCGCUGACCAUAAAGUGAAGGCUGAAAAAUCCAACAAGAGAUUUAUACAAAAACAGAAACUAGUUUCUUCCUGAGUCCUAAAACAGGAGAAAGAACUGGUGGAUUAUGAGCCACUUCACCUUCUGUUCUCUGAUUCACGUGAGGAUCAUGUCUGGAGACAGCCUCACAUUUAGAGCUGCUGCUUGACCGGGGAUCAUACAUUUAACAAGACACCUUUUGUUAUUUCAAACAUUUAUUAAGCCUCAUCUUUAGUUAAUAUUCAGACAUACGAGUAAUUUGUUUGUUGUGCAUCAAGUAAGAUUCAAGCGAUGAGUCUUUGCUCAAUAAAAUGACCAGUUUCUUGACCCUUGUGCACAAAUUGAAAUUUAAAAAAACGCAGCUUUUUUUUUUUCUCCAGGGUUUCACAUGCUGAAUGCGAAUUUUCUUCAUAUUUGGAUAUUUACUGUAGACUUUAAUACAUGUAAGCCAGUGUAAAGCAUGACAAUUCUGCAUUUUUGUAUCUUUCAAAUUAGGGAUGCACCGAUCAGACACCUGGUUCGCUAUCGGCUCCGAUACUGAAGCUUUUAAUCGGAUCGUGUAUCGGUCUGACGAGCCAAAUCCUAUACUGUGUGUUAGUCAUGUUCGUUCCUGUCAAGCUCAAAAAAUGACAUAAAAUAACCAUUAAAUCACAAUUAAAGUAGUUCAUAUGACUCAUAUUUAUUCAAAGCCACUUGAAGAUGGGCGAUAGCUCUGUGAAUCACAAAAGGAUGUGUUUAAUUGGUAAAUAUAUAAAAUGCACACACAGCUCCAGAGUGUCAGUGAAUGGCGCUGCUCUGUUUACACACACUCGCAGAUAAUUUUAGCAGUGUGCAAUAUUUGAGCACUACUCCUGAACAACAUCUCAGAUGUAGAUGCUCAAUAGUUCGGUUCACUUAUAAUAUGCAUUUUACCAGAAUUUGAAUAAGAAGUGUAUUAAACUACUGUGAACUUGCCUAAAAACAGACAUACACAGGACUUCCUGGAGAGUUCAGAAUGUCAAAAUAAAAGUGUGAGGGUUUAAAAGUUAAAGG